Molecule: messenger RNA, 2958 nt
Organism: Ylistrum balloti
Lineage: Eukaryota; Metazoa; Mollusca; Bivalvia; Pectinida; Pectinidae
Product: E3 SUMO-protein ligase ZBED1-like
Exons: 1
Coding region: 120-2156 (678 amino acids)
Molecular function (GO): protein dimerization activity
Source: RefSeq, a predicted model, not a curated record
AAUCGAUAUUAUACGCCGCGUAGGCUGUGCAGACAUUUUGUUUGUGAUCGCGAUAAAUCGACAGUAACAACAGGAGCUAUACACAUGGCGUGAGUAAGACCUUAUAUAUGUAGUACAAUAUGAACACCAACACAACGAUGGAAGCGGAACGAUAUGAGUAUAUGCAAGAGUAUACACAGAUAUACGAUUUUCCUGGCAAGUCUAAAAGCACUGUUUGGAAAGACUUUGGAUUUUACAAAUCACCCGAUACUGGGUGUUUAGACAAAUCGAGUGCUGUGUGUAAAAUUUGCUGUGCUCUCGUUAAAUACUGUGGCAAUACAACCAAUCUUCAUACGCAUCUCGCCAAACAUCGGCCAAAACAGUACAGUAGGACCAUCAAGUACGAUGACGUUGUUAUGUCUAUCGACGAAGCUAACUUUACAAGUAAUCGUGACGGGAGUAUAGGGUCUUCUCGGAGUCCCCCGAACUCAGAGACCAUCACUGCGACAGUCACGUGCGGGUCUCCGCCGGGGACGUUCCCGACGGUACAGACUAUGUUGAUGAACAGCAACCAUGCCCAAUCACUCAACAAUUCACUAACCGAGUACCUGAUCUCAAACCUACUUCCACCAAGUAUGGUAGACAACACGGCCUUCCGGAAUAUGAUGAGAGUAGCCGAUCAAGGUUACAAUAUGCCGCCCAGUCAGUACUUCGCGGAAUCACUUAUUCCACACUGUUACAGCGAAACGAAGCAAAACAUUCAAGGUCUUUUGACAAGUACUGAAAACGUCACCAUAUCGACAGAUAUAUGGACAUCGAACCUUACAGAUACCGAGUUCGUAACACUAGUUGUGCACAUGAUCGAUUGUAACUGGGAACCCCACUCCUUCACACUGUUUACAUUGGAAAUGGAUGAGGACUCGAACCGGAUGUCCUCAUCUCUACAAACUAUGCUGCAGCAAUGGAGAGUCCCAGCUGUACCAAUUAUGGUAACCAAUAGUGAUGCUAGGGUAAAAUCCGCGACCGAUAUUCUUGGCAUUCGGAAUAUUUCCUGUCUUGGCAAUGCCAUCAGCAUGGCAGCAAAUGAUGUUUUAACGUCGACAGGAGUGCCAAGUAUCAUUGAAAACUGCCGAAACUUUAUCAAAUCAUUAAAUCGGAACGGAAAAGACAAAACGAAAUUUAGAAAAAUGCAACCGGAAAUGGAUGAUAUCGAACUCAACAUAACCGGGAAGUGGACUACCACAUUUGACAUGUUGAUGAAAAUAUGCAAGAAAAACGAAGCAAUACAGUCUAUCAAACAGAGUGACAAUUUCACCACAGACACGAAAUCACAUGCCCUCGAUCUGGAAACGGUAGAAAAAACAAAAACAAUCAAAAAUGUUUUAAGGCCACUUAGAACAGCUGCCAAACUUCUUUCUGAUCAGGGUCCGUCGACUGCCUCCAUGAUACUUCCGGUACUGCGCAAACUUCAGUUGACUUUAGCUGUGAAAGACGAAGAUCAGGACUACAGUACUCAGUUGAAGAGGAGGAUACUAGAUUUUCUCUCGAACUUGUAUCAAGAUUCUAAUGUUAGAGAAUGCUUGUUGGUCAGUUCUAUCCUUGAUCCUCGAUAUAAAGAUUUGAACUUUGUUGAUUCCACCGAACGCAAACAAGGCAAAGCGGAGCUUGCCGACGAAGCCACUGUGCUGUACCGGAAAAGCAAGGGUGAAGAGCACGUUGAUCUGACAAUAUGCAACAUCAAACAGGAACCGGGCUUGGAGGUAAGUCCUUCCUCUUCUUCGCUCAAGGAAUCGGUACCUGCAAAACGACCUCGUAUCGAACAGGAUGUCGGGGACGAUGACAACGACUGGCUAGCAGAUGUCGUCUGUGUGAAACCUGAACCUAAAAAGAAUAAAAUUUCACUCGAGGAGACAGUACUGGCUGAAAUAGAUCGCUAUAUGUCUACAGAGCAAACGACCACUCCGCCAUUACAGUGGUGGAAGAAUCGAGAGGCAAUGUACCCAAUAUUGUCGAGGUUAGUUAAGAAAUAUAUGUGUAUCUCGGCCACAAACGAACAGUACGACAGAACAGUCAGUUCAGACCUUCAACAAAAAGCCUGGUUUAACCAGCGUGCCAUGUUACCACGGGACUGUGUGGACAUGAUGGUGUUUCUCAACAAAAAUUUCUUUAAAUUCUAACUAUGAUGGGAAAUUGACAUUGUUCUAUCUCUGUGGCUUUUAUUAUGCAUGUUUUGAUAACAUGUAAAGGUUUUCGAUUUGUUUGACGAAAGCUCAGAUGGAAUAUAAAACAAACCAAAUUCGACUGCAAUUUAGCAGUUUGAGAAGUCCUGGCAAGCAUUUAGUUCUUAAGAUUGAUGUUUCAUUAAUGUGAUCAUGAUAAUUGAUACCUGUAAAAUGUUAGAAUAUAAUCCUUUUCAUUCAAGAGCUUUGUUUGUUUGUGUGAAUGCGUAUAAAAUGUUGCCUUUUUUGUUUAAAAAAACUUAUCGUUUCCGAAAAGAUGGAGACAACAAACACGGUUUACGUUGUGUUAACAGUCAAAGCAGUCCAAUUUUUUUCUAUAAAAUUCUACCGAUCUUUCCUUGUAUAUGAUUUAAUCCAGUUUAUCAUACCAUGUAUAUUGUCUUGUGUACAUGUAAGUUGUCCAUAGUCCUGAUUUAUCUUAUCUUUUUUACUGGUGCACUAGUAAACGGUAUUCUUAUUACACUGUUAUUUGCUAACGUAAAUUGUGAUCUAUCUCGAAUACAAUGUAAUUUUACUUAUGUACAUUGUAAGUUAGCUUGCAUGUACUGUAAUUACCUUAAGUAUAAUUUGAUUUGUCAACAUUUAUUAUACAGUAUACUAUAAUUUAUCGGAUGUAUACUGUGGUUUACCCUUGGAAUACUGUAUUUACCCUGGAUAUACUGUAAUCUAUCUUUCAUAUAUUGCAAUCUAUAUAAAGUCUACAGUGAUUGAUCUUGUGUGUACUGUAAAUUAACUUACA